AUGCUAGAAGAUAUCCCUCCCCCAGCGGAUGUCGCUUCUAUCACCUCCCCUGACCAUGCCCCAGUUUUGGAGCUUACGGAUGCCACUAUGAAAUCAGAAGCCACUCUAACCUUCUUCCUGUCAAUCAUCUCCGGUAAAGAUCUCGAGGUCGCUCUUGAAGAGUGUACGACUACAGACUACGUCCCUACGUUCUACUACGCUAUGACUCUCGCCCGGAAAUGA
Molecule: messenger RNA, 222 nt
Organism: Cryptococcus amylolentus CBS 6039
Lineage: Eukaryota; Fungi; Basidiomycota; Tremellomycetes; Tremellales; Cryptococcaceae
Exons: 1
Coding region: 1-222 (73 amino acids)
Source: RefSeq, a predicted model, not a curated record